AUGCCGGGGCCCUGGACAAGAUUCAGGAAGGACCCAGAAGCCUGGGCCUCCUGGAACCCCCAAUCUGGGGACUACGCUGAGGCACGUGUCUUCGACACAAAUGGUGCCGCGCAGGGGACCGCGGUGGUCCGGAUAGCGGGGUGUGACCCCAAAGGAGCCGCGGGCCAGUGGCUCAGUGUCGCAGUGGUCGCGGUCUCCGACGAGUACCUCCAGUGGUGGCUGGAUGCUGGCCCCGGGUACGUGAACGACCGGGUGUUUUGGAUGCACCUUUGCUCCAAACCCCAGUCCCGCUGUCGGGCACGGAAGGACGACCCUGCCUUUGAAUUCCACGUCGACGAGCUCCGCACCCUGACCCUCGGGGACCUGACGGCGGGAACUCCCGACUUCCUUAAGCAAGGACAGGCAGCCUCCGAUCUCCGAUGGGAGUUGGAUCGGCUCAGUUCCGAAGGAACGGGAGACAAGAGUGCCCUCCCACCGGCUGCGGCCGGGAAGGCUCCCCCUUAUGGGGCUGUUGACCCCGGGCGAGCCCCCGCUGGCCUUGGACAGGCCUUGUCCGAGCUCGCCGCGGACCUCGAUGAAGGCCCGGCGAAGAACAAGGGCAAAAAGAAGCGGAAGGCAGAGGGAGGCCUCUUGGGACUCGCUGAGGCGGAGAGUUCUUCACCCCCCGUGCGGGGAGCAGGGGCCGGGGCCCUGGCCAAGAAGAAAAAGAAGCACAAGAAGAAGGAGAAGGGCCCCGAUGCCCAUGCAUUUGGAGAAGAAGAGGACUCUAGCUCCAGCUCACCCUCUGCGGAGGAGGCGCGGGGGUCCAAGGAGAGGGCCGUUGCCAAGAAGAAAAAGAAAAAGAAGAAGAAGGAGAAGAAAGGCAAGCCCGAUAGGGGACCCUUCGGGGUUGGAACCAAGAUCCAGUUCGGUGACCAGGGAGACUCCGACUCCUCGGAGACGGGUUUUCAAGACGCCCCGACCGUGCAAGAUCGACACCUGGCGCUCCUGGAGUACGCCGAGCGCGUGCCGGGGAGGCUGGCGUCGAGGCUUCUGCUGAAGAUGCAGGCGUUGCUAGCGCGCACGGGAGGGGCGGUCAAGAACGUAGCCCGGAGAGGGGAUCCAGCACCGGCCGUGGCCGUGUCUUACUUCCUGACGGUCCUCAGCAACGAGCACCGGCAGGCGAUGACCGUCCGAGUGGCGAGGGAGCUUCGGACCCUCUGCAAGGUGCUCGACCACCUGGUGGACGGAGAGACCCGUCAGGCGGCCGACGUAGCCGCGGAUAAAGGCCCUGGACGUGGCUCCACUCUGGUGGAGACCGACGAGGCGAUGCUGAUGGUGGCCCAGCAGAAGCUCGAGCAGAAGCUGGGAGGAAAAGGGUGGUAUCCUCAGGGAAAGGGGAAAGUCGGGAGCGAAGUGAACAAAGGACCCCCUGCGGGGGAGGACCCCGACCAGGAGGAGGACUCGGAGGAAGAGGAGAAGGAAGUGGACGACCUCGUCACCGCCGAUCCUCCCUUUGAUCUUCAAGAGGACUACGACGCCCUCGGAGACACCGAGGACAACUUCGACUGGGUUGCGCCCGAGGCGCGCCGAAGCUGGGGCCACGAAGGGCUUCUGCUCCACAUCCAGAAACUCUUCCGCAAGGGCGUGAAGUGGAGGGAUGUGGCUGACUGGCUGUGCGCCAACUCGCGCAACUUCCCUACCCGGUGGGGCGCCUUCCACAGUGUUUGUGCCAUCCAGGAGGCGAGCCACCCAGGCGCUCCUACCGCGAGGGACGGCCCGAGCGACAUCCUCCCCAUCUCUAUUUCCGCCCUGGACGAGGAGGGGAUUGUCCGAAAGGCAACGGACCGCGGUCCAGAGUCCAUGAUGGAGCCCUGUGGGGCCGACGAAGACGGCCUCGGUUCCUACGAGGAGGCCAGAGACAUUCUGGAAGCGGUGGAUUUCGACUAUGAUGGGAAGGAGACCCACCGCAUCACCGACAUCAACCCCGAGCUGGUGAUCGCCGCCUGGCCCAAGGAAGGCGAGGCUGCCGUGUGCCCCGCGACUCACUUCAUCGAAGGUGACCUUCUGGAAGCCGUCCUCAACCCUAAGAGGCACUGGCGGGAGGCGGCCGAGCAACCCGCCGUUGCCCGAAAGGGGGCAGUGCACGCCACGGACGAGGCCUGGGCUCAGGUGGUGGAGGCCGGCUUCAAAAGGGGCAUGUUCACUGCGGUGGAGGAUUCUGUCGUCCGGCGGGACAGUCAGGGGCACUUCGUCACCAACGGCGCGGGUGCGGUCAAGAAACUCAAGGAUGGCCGAGAGGUCCAAAGGUUUAUUGCAAACCUCAUCCCGGCAAACGAGUUUCUCCUGGACCUCCCUGGCGAGCAACACCUCCUCCCCUACGUGGCUCAGAUGUCCCUCUUCUGCCUUGAGGAGGACCAACUCAUUAUGGUGGACUCAGAGGAUCUGACCUCGGCCUUCAACCUCUUCACCCUCCCGGAGGGCUGGGCUCGGUACUUCUCUUUCUCCAAGAAGGUGCCGGGUCGUUGCCUGGGCUUGUCUCAGGAGUGGGCCCGGCCAGCGUUGCGAGUGGUACCCAUGGGGUGGAGCUCUUCGGUUACCCUGGUCCAGGCCAUCCUGCGAAACCUUGUUUUCAAGAAGGCCUCGAUACCCAGCGCGCUGGAGAUCAACAAGGUAAAGCCCUUCCCUGGCAGCCACGGCGCCAUGCUCUACCUUGACUCUUUCGACGAGAUCAGGGUGGUGGACGCCGCGCUUUCUGACCUCCUGAGUGGAGAGGAGUCGGAGAACCACACGCGGUUCAAGGAAGCCUGCCGGCGACACAGAAUUCCUCUCAACGCGGGAAAGUCCCUGGCGGGGGCUGUCCAAGCCGGGAUCCAGGGGGGCCAUCUUGACGGAGAGAGGGGGACACUCUCCUUUGCUCCCGACAAGGCCCGGAAGCUUGUGAGGGCCUCCCUGGCCCUCAUCGCCGAAGGGGCGUGGACAGAGCGUAUGCUCCGGCGCUGGGUGGGCUUGGCCACCUUCGCCGCCGCCUUCCGCCGGCCGCUUUUCUCGGUCCUUCAGGAGGUCUUCUAUCUUAUAGAAGAAGCGAAGCACGGCCCGGUGGCCUCCAACAAGGCGGUCAUUGAUGAGAUCGUGGCCUUUAUCUGCAUGCUCCCGGGAGCCAGAACCGACCUGCGGGCGAGAGUUAGGAGAAGACUUGUCUGCACCGACGCCUCCCCCUACGGUGGAGGUGCCACAGUGGCCACCGUCCCACGACCGCCCGAGCCCCCGCCUCCCUCGGAGGCUGGGGACUCUGAGUGUGCAAACUGCGGGCAAGGGUGGCGAAAAGCCAACGGCUUUAUGCCGUACUCCUGCCCGGCCCGGUGCGGAAGGAGCUUGUGCUCCAUGGGGUGCGUCCAGAACCACCGCAAGAGGGACUGCACCCGAAAGUCCUACGCCGCCCCCGCCUUCGCGGAGAUUUUCGCGGGGCCCGCUGCCCGGCUCACCCGCGCGAUGGCUGAAGCAAAGGUGGCAGUCAGGAUGCCCUAUGAUCGGAGCGGCGAGGGCACCGAGGACUUCUUCACGCAGGAAGGCAAGGCCCUCCUCGCCACCAUCGAGACUGACCCGGAAGUGGUGGCGAGGCACUCCCCCGAGGCAAAGUAUUUCUCGACAGAGAGGGGGGGCCACUCACAGCUUCGGUCAGGGCAGUGGGUCCGCGGACCUUCUCAGGUCAGAGACCAGAGGAACCUGUUGGGUCUUCCCUGGAUCAAGAGUGACCUCAAGUUUGCCGUUCGGAGGUCCAACCAGACAGCGAGCCGUUCCCUCACCAAGCUGGAGGAGACCGCUGAUGCGGGUCUCAUAGGUUCGCUUAUCCAUCCGUGGGAAAGUUACCUUUGGGAACUGGCUGCGGCCAAGAAGCUUCUGGCGGACGGGAGGUUCUUCUUCACUACCUUCAGUUUUUGCUGCUUUGGUGGGGAUCACGAGCGCUGGUGGGGGCUCCUCCACAACAGCCCCAAGCUCCACGAGCGCCUGCACAGGCCGGCCUGCCCGGGCCACCGGGGACUUCGCAAAGAGGAGGCCUGGUACAGUGGCCCCACUCUCUUCUUCCGGUGUGAGGAGGAAGCUGAGUAUCCGUGGGCUUUUGCCACGGCUUACUCCGAGGCCUUGGUGGCGGAAAUGGCGAUCCUCCCGAUCGCCAGCUCCCUCUUGGAGGGAAAAGAAGACCACUACCAGUGGCUCCUUCGAACGGUCCACUACAGAGGGACCGAGGUUCGCCUUGAAGUACCUCUCGAGGGAGGGACCUCCAGACUGGUGCCGUAUCCGGCUCAUCUUUGGGAGUGGAAGACCGUGGCUUCCUAUCCCUUCCGUCAGGAAGACUCCAUUACAACGCUGGAGCUGACGGCCGCUUUUUGUGAGAUAAGGCGCAUCUCACGCGGCCCAGGCGGACAAAACGUCCGCUACUUCCACGUGCUCGACUCCCAGGCCACCUACUACGUGCUCGCCAAAGGCCGCUCCAGCAGCAAGCGGCUCAACCGCCUCGCAAGGAGGGUGACAGCAGUGCUGCUGGUCUCCCAGAUGCAGCCCCUGGUCCUCUGGACCCUUUCGGGAUGGAACAGCGCAGAUGAGAGUCUGUGGCCAAAGUCGAGCAAAGAGCUGGAUGCCUAUCUGGCAGAAUUCGUGAAUUGCCUUUUUCAAGAAGGCGAAUCCCCGGGCCAGGCCAUGGCUGAACUUUUGCUGCAGCUGAAGCAGCCGACCUUCGCCCUCGCGAUGGUCAUUCACUUCCUAUGUUUUCUGCGCUCUGCGGAAAUGUACUCCCUCACGGGGAACCAAGUGGCCUUCUUGCCAUCAGGCUACUUGGUGGUGGCCUUAACCACCACAAAAACCGGCCGAGGCCGUGCUCAAAGUGUCACCCUUUUCGACCCAGUCCUUUCACACUGGGGACCAGGCAUUCUGGCCCACCAUAACUCGGUCGAACCACUUUGCCCUUUCCCGCCCGCCCGUGCCCGGGCCACUUUUCGGCGCCUCCUCUCCGCUCUGCUUCUCCCUGAGGACGCCUUUUCUCUUUACAGUUUGCGCCGCGGCGGCGCUACUUUCCACUGGCAGCGCACGCAAAACUUCGAGGCCACCAUGCUUAUGGGCCGGUGGCAGGAGCAACGUACGUGCCGAAUCUACUUGGAUGAAGCCCGUGCGCUGCUUCUUCAACAAACCGCCCUCGCCAGCCGCAACGGGCGCAUCAAAUACCUCAGUUCCUUGUUUGAUCGGCCAUGGUGUGGCCUCGGAUUCGAAGAGCAGCUCGUGGCCCAGACGUGUGAAUUGCGUGUGGUGAUCCCAUCAGCCACCUGGUGUGGGCUUUCCUCCAUCACACUCGGAGUCACCCUGACGCGGGCGGAUGGCUAUGCCGCCUAUGACACUUGGACGACUCGCAUUCUUCCGCUUACGCGCAUCCCUGCGGCCGGGGCAGUUGGCUCGAACGAGGUUCACAUUAGGCCACAGCGUCUUCAAGGGGAGCCAACUGGACGACUGCGCCUGGAGGUGGCCAGUGAGAGUGAUGCGCAGAUGAUCGGAAGAUGCUCGUGCAACUUGACCCGGGCUCCGAAUCCCGACGGAUCGGAGAGCCGGGUCGUGGUUGACUGGUACUACGGCGAGGUGAUAAACGGCAUGGUGCCACGACACUUCGAGAUGUCCAAGAUCCUCAAAGACGAGAGCGCCAGUGCGAACGUGCUGGAAGUUCUACUCAGAGGGGAGAUUAUGCGGCCCGGUUCCACUUGGAAGUUUUCCGCUCGUGUUGCGUAUGCUGUGCACUCCGAGAACGAGGGCUCCUACGUUCCAUUCACGAUCACAGUUGGGGACCUCGAGCCACCCGUGGCCAGCCUCGUGGGACCCCACCGCGCAAACAACGACGACUGCUCCUUUGCACUGGACGCUUCCGAGAGCAUGGCGCGUGAGCUCAUGUUCACUACAGAGACGUUGGGCCGCCGUCUUCAGGCAAAUCAGACGCCUCCGGCCCAGGCGCCGGUGAUGGGCCUGCAGUAUUCGUGGCGAGUCCGCCAGUUGGCACUGGGAACCGACGAUGCCCUGGUGUACACCGUCCCCAACGUUGCCUUGGCCUUGAUCGAUCUCGAAGCUUUCACGGGCUCGCAGCUGCUGGUUCCGCAGGCGAUCCUGCCAGAAGGCCUUUACGUCUUCACGGUGGAGGUCCAUGAUGCUCUCUAUCCCAGUCUAGUUUCAUCUGCCAGUGCGACAGUGAUGGUGGACAAGAAGGCUGACGUCCCUGUGAUCAGUGUGGACGGUCCCAGUGGGACGGUCGGUCCGACGGGCUCGGUUCAGACCAUCUUCAAACAGGUGGGCUUCGGCGCAUGUGUGGUUCCCACGGUGGACAUGGAAGGUACACAUGCGAGGACGAUGAUCCUUCUGAUGCGUGGCAUCUUGGGUCAGCCGCGAAAUUACAUGAGGGCAUACAAAGAGCUCACCUUCACCAACCGAGUCAAGGACAUGGCUGGCGGUGUUGCCAACUCGCUCUGGCUGUACGUGGAAGCAGACCGCGCCGAUCUGGAGAAGGGCUUCAUCUACUCUUACAGGCUUCUCACAGCGGGGCGGAAAAAAGCAUUCGAGCUCACGGCAUACAAGGAGAAGCUCUUGGCGGCCGGCAAAGAUUCGACGACUGCCGCAGGGCGCCACAUGGACACGGAACCCGCCACGAAUCCGGUGGAUCUUGGCAUCCUCCAAGUGGAUUCGGAAGUUUUCAACAUCCCUUGGGGCCCAACAGCUGGCAGUCUGGAUGUGCUCGACCCCAUGGGACGCAUUGGAAUCGCCAUGUCGGAUGUGUUUCGUCUCCAGCAAGCAUGGGCCACAGACAACCCGCCUCUGGAGUACACCUUCUACUACGGCGAGGUCCCGGAGGAAAGGCGCGAGCAAUUCCUGGUCGAGCUCCGGAAUUUUGAGACUGACAUUUUCACGGACCAGCGCUUGUUCUCCCUCGUCCCGGACGGAGCAAUGGUGCCGCUUAGCGACUGGUCCAUGUCACCCACGCUCGCACUGCCAUUGAAGCAAGGCAUGUAUGUCUUCGAGGGCAGAGCGCGAGAUGCCAGUGGGGUUGAGGCCAAACGGUACUCUGUUGCUUGGUCACAUCCGGCCUACGAAGAAAGAGUGGUCACAUCCUACGAUCGCGUCACUUCGCUUCUGGAGUAUAUACGACGGUCACGCCAAGCGAUUCUGCAGGUCCGGGCGUUCAACCGCGGAUCUGUCUCCGUGGUUCCAGUAUGUGCUGCGGUCUUUGAGCUUCCCAGCAUGUACGACUACGACUUCAGGUCCAUGAUGGAAUGGAACGCCGCCAGCGGCCUGCCCAUGCCGAACCUCUCGCAGCCUAUCUACGGGGCUCCGAUUGUCUCGCGUGAGACACGGGAAGAAGUGGUAACAUACCUCUUUGACAUCAUGGGAGCGCUCAAUGACAUCGUGAAUGCCCUGGAGCCGGAUUCCUUGGGUGCAGAGACCACGCAAAGUCGGCGGCUGCAGGAGCAGUACUUCCAGGACACCACGUCGAACACAUCCACUCCUCUCCAUGCAGAGGUGGUUGCCUCCGCCCUGGCGCACUUGGCUUCGAAUCUGGCUCCCAUCGAUGAGCCCGAGCUUUUCGUGUACCUGGGCCGUCUGACAUCUGGCCUUGUGGUUCGCAUCCGGAGCUCUCGCGGAGACAUCAGGAAGGCUGGCAACGCGCCGCAGGACCUGGUCAAGACACUGUCCUAUUUGCUGGCCAGCGCAAGGCCUAUUGACCGAUGGCGGGAGGGCAUAGUGGAACCCAACAUCACGGAGCACGUGCAGGCCCGGCUUUCCGUGGAGAUCAUUGAAACGGCUGUCGCUCUGGGCGAUGUCAUGGCUGCGAUUGCAGAACCGAAUGGUCCGCCAAGUGCCAUCAAGCAGGCCAUGCCCAAAGCCGAAUUCCUCAACUCUGUGGAUGGCGACCUCGUCGUGACCAUCAUCAAGAAGCCCCUGCUCGACAUCAUCCAGAAUGGCGUCCAGACACAACCGGACUACCAGAGCAUGCAGCGCUGGAUCUAUCCACAAAUCAACAUAGCAGGCCUCGGCCCACCGGGCUUCAUGGGAACGACCUGGGCUGGAUCCAAGGGUAUCCAAGCUAACCCAGAUGAUAUCCAGUGCCAGGAGGCACAGGAGGGUUUUCUGCAGACCAUCACUAUGACAACCAUCUCCUGGCCGAUAAAUCCAUUUCUCUAUGCCACGGGAACGUACUUGGGGAAGAAUGCCAGUGUGACUGUCCCGUACACGAUUCAGCUGCGGUCUUGCGGCCAGCCUGUAGUGGUGGAGGAGCAAAUCGGCAAGAUCGACCUCACUUUCCGGCUGGAUCCCAGUGUGGUGCGUGACCGCCGAUGGGGCUUUCGUGACACCGCCCCGUAUCGUGUGGCCUGGUGGGAAGAAAGACCCGGUAUAAGUGCUCAGGCGGAUCCGAUCCAGCGAUGGACCAACAAGGGCUGCAAAACUUUGUGGAGCCGGACGCAGGAGGACAUUGUCACUGCGGAAUGCGACCAGCUUCCAAGCAGCCAAGGUGAUGUCAAUGCUGACUCGGCCAAGCGCACCUCGCAGCUGGACUUCUGGCUGCGACGAGGCAAGAUAUCCCACGAGCAAGCUCUCCGUCUUGUGGAGACGUUCCCAGAAUGUCUGCUGGACAGUGACAUCGUUGCGGUCCGACAUGUCUCCGAGCAUCCCAUUAUCGUGGCGGCAUCGAAGCCCCGCAACGUUCGCUGCUUCGCUAAGGAGCAAGCCUUCGAAUUUGAGCAGACGGUGGAGGCUUGGUUCCGUUUCGAGUUUCAGAAGAAGAUCCAGAUCUGCCACAGCCUCGAAGAGGAAGUCUCCGGAGUGCUGCUCAUGGGAAGCAAGAGCGAGAGGCUGCAAAGUCUCAAGCUCCAGUUCCAGGGGCACAAGGUGAAGCGAGUCUUCCACGCCCUGGUUCUGGGUCAUCCGAGCUGGGACGAGGCAAAUCUCAACACCCCGGUGAAAGGAGGGCGGCCCUGGACGUGGGUCAAGACCCUGCGGCGAGGAUUCUGGGCGGUCAUCGGCGGCACAGAACCGCAGCCGAUCGCGCUUGUGGAGGCUUGGACGAUGGUUGGGCGCACGCAUCAGAUCCAGGAGCACCUCCGGGCAACAGGCCACCCGGUCUUGGGAGACGUUCGCCAUGCCGACAUGCCAGAGACACCGUUCGGAGAUGCUGCGCUGUAUUGCUAUCGGGUGUUCUUGCACCUGACGCGACUGGAACUAUCCUUGUUUGAGGAGGAACCGACAUCGGUGGAGGUGCCCCACGACUUUGACCGUUAUCUUGUCAAAAUUGAGGAAGUACGCCGCCUGCCUGCGGUACAAAACUCACUCGAGCCUUUGCAAGCUCUUGCAGGAGCUCAGGUUCUACAGUGGGCCACUGGGGAUGAUGCCAUGGCCCGGCUCAGGCAGUGGUCGUACCUGACCAGCAUUGGCCGAAUCUCACGAUGCCAUUGCUUGCAGCUGUUGGACCGCUUCCCCGAGAGCUUGGGUGAUUUCAUGCCGCACGAGGUGUGGGCGAGCCAAGGCCAUGGCUUCGUCGUAUUGCACAAGCCCUUCAACAGGCUGCUGUACCACAAGAAGCGGCUGCCGAAGGACCUGCCACUCAUGGAUUGGGUGCGAGGCGCUUAUCCCCAUGAAUCUCCUCGCCUCUGUCAUCGACUCGAUUAUGGCACCUCAGGUGUUUUGCUCCUUGCGAUGAACCGCGAUGCUGCACGGCAAAGCCUGAGCUGGUUUUCCAAACGUCAGGUCAAGAAGGUCUAUCACGCUGUUGUCUUCGGGCAUCCAACGUGGCCUCACGAAUGUGUUCUUUCCGAACCGCUGCAGGGCAAGGCUGCUGAAACCAUCGUCAAGGUCCUUCGUUUCGGCAGCUGGGCUGCCGCACGACCCUUCGCUGUGUCGCUGGUUGAGGCGUCGCCUCAGACCGGGCGCACACACCAGAUCCGUCUCCAUCUCGCGAUGGCGGGACAUCCGAUCAUAGGUGACCUCGACUAUUCGCCACCGUUCGCGCAUCACUUCUACUACAGGCUGUGUUUGCACGCCUCGAGCAUUAGCCUGCCGUUAGACGAUAGCAUGGUCGAGGUGGAAGUGAAGCAUCCGUUUGAGUCGCUGCUUCGGGACAUGCGCGAGGACAAAAGCGGCUGGGUGACCCUUCUGGUGUGGGCCUAUCGUGCUGAUGUGACAUUCUGGCCGUCGGAGAAGCAGCUCAUGAAGCUCCUAUACUUACCCUGGGAGCGGAAGUGGCGAGAGCGCCUACGGCGUGGCCGAUUACCACCUCCGGAGCCCAUUACUUGGAAUGUUCUGACCGGAGAUUUCUGGUAUCAGACAAAGAUGCUGUGGAUCGACCGCAUCAUCUGGACCUUCUGCUGCGUGAAAGCGCUGAAGGGCUCCGAGCUUUUCUUCUCGGUUGAGACGCGGGAACUGAUCAAGAUGCGUUCUGGAGAUCGUGACACAACCUAUGAAAGGUUUGUUGACUCCAUGAACGACAAGGAUCAGCUGGACAAAAUCCAAUAUGUCAAAGAACAGCGAAGCCUGGCAGCGAGCCAGAACCAGCCAGACAGCAUGAACCGGAAAGCUGCCUGGCAGGACAAGGGGGCCGUUGAGGCGCUUCAAGACCAAGAGGUCAGCUACAGGGACCACCAUGCAGAUGCAAGUGGCCAGAGCUCACGGAUACCAUCGCACAGGGAUCCCUACUUGGACGGACCUCCACUGUCACAGUUGCGCGGCACGGCCAGCAACGAGGAGCAGAGACAAAUCCAGGAUGCGGCCAUGCGCACUGGGGACGCGCCUGGAACUGGGCCGGUGAUGCCAGCGCAGGGUCUGGAGGAGAUCGAUGCCCAGGACAAGGCGCAGGCAGCGCUAGAAGCAGCGCUGUACACGUCCAAGGUCGGUGACCUGCCUCCUGGUUGGGAGGAGUAUGUCUCAGAGGAACAUGGAGGACGUGUCUACUAUGUGUUCUCGCAGACUGGCGACACUACAUGGCAGCGGCCAACUCUCCUUCCAGAUGGCACUGUGCAGUUCUUUCCCAAUCAGGACGUGUCAUCCAAGGCCAGCAGAAGUGGUUCCAAGCUCGCAGACCCCCGAGGCAAAGGCAGGCUUGGCUCGCUGCGCAAUGCGGCAAAGGCCGCCAAGACCAAGGAUGCUGAAGCGGCCGCGCUGAGCCCUCCCGGGACAAGGAUGGAGGCUGAGCAUGGAGCGCCGGCACCAGGUGAUGACGACCUGACGCCCAUGGAACGCGAAAGCGAGGUGCCCCCGUUCAGACGACUGCCAUUGCAACGCGAGGCCCACCACGGUGCUCCCGAGCCCGGUGCGUCCCUGGCCGGCAUCCCAGGAGGCGGCUCCAAAGAAGAGGACUACGGCGAGUCCGAAGCCGAAGUCCGAGCUGCUGUAGAGGCAUCUUUGGAAGCGGCCCGGAACAGCCAGGAAGUAAUGCUUCCUUCCGGCUGGGAGCUGCAGACCACGCCUGAUGGUCGCGAGUUCUACGUCAACCUUCGAUCCAACAUCACACAAUGGGAGGUGCCCAAACUGCCACCACACUGGGAAGAGCGCUUCUCGAGGGAGGGCAAGGUCUACUACCUUAGCCUCUUCGAUGGCCGGACCCAGUGGGACUGGCCCACAGAGAAUGCGGCCUCUUUCCAGCAGCGCCUGGAGGAGCUUCCCGCGCCUUCUCCUUCUGGCCGGAUGCUGGCGCUUCCGGGCUCGACGCAGGAGGAGUUUCGCCAUGAGGAGGACGAGUUCAGCCAGUCGUCGGACGAGUCUUCCUUGGGACUGGCGCUUGAUGAGGUGGAUGCCAACGACCUUCUUGCUGUGCCCCCGGGCGCUGAGAAUGCCGAGAAUCCCCAGGACCACAUUAGCAAAAGCAAGGAAUCCGUGCUUGCACUGAUCAACUCGCAUGUCAUAGGGCCAAGCCAACAGCCUUCCCUCUGCAUCCUGCUCGGGCCGGCUGCCAUUUUGGGUCAGACUCGCGACGGGUCUCGGUACCGCGGGGUUGUUUCCCGUGUUGUUCUCUUUCUUGUUGAUUGUUUUCUGUUGCUGGUCAUGUCGAACCCCUCGCGUGCCUCGCAUGACGAUGUGCCUGUCCAGAUUAGACAGAAUCUGGCGGCACAGCGAGUACAGCAGAGUCUUUUUGAGAUCGAUGAGUUCUCAUCACCCGUGGCUCCGCAGGAUGGUGUUGAGGCAGAAGCUGCCCCCAUCCCCUCCAGAGCAGCCCCUGCAGGAGCUGCAGAUGGUGUGGUCCUCGAAGAUGUGACAGCCGUGCUCGCCCAGGUCACUAAGCAGACAGAAGACGAGGUGAAGCGGGCCGGUGUCAUUGAAACACUUCGAGCUUGUCAUACGGUGGGUCUCCUGAAGGGAUACCCCAUCCUCCUGCGUCUUUUCCUGGAUAUGUACGAUGAGACCAAGCGCAACCGAUUGCUCACCUCCAGCCGUGCCGAUCGUCCCUCCCAGGGGGUGUCACCUGAAGCCUUGGAUGUGGAGAUGGUGGAGCCGGCGGAUCCGGCAGCGGAUGAAGACUUUGCCAUGGUGGACGGGGCCCCACCAGCUGAUCACGAUGGUGCUCCUUCGGAGCCGGGCUUGAUCGACUCGGUUAAUGGCUCCUGGGUCAUGGCUGACAAGGCACCCUCGAUCACGGUGCCAAGCACCUCGGGUGAUUACUCAUGGGUGGAACAUGAAGACAUCGAGUAUCUUCAGGCCUGGGUUCAUGAGCAGCUGGACGCGGCAAAAGACCCCCAGGCGGUCCUGCCGCUGAUCGAAGAUCGGGUUGUGAUGCUCCAGAAGGAGCUCCCUUUUGUCUCGGUCAUUGACUUGUUUAGCAAGUCCCACCCAUGGUGGGGGGCUGUGUGCAGAUGGUACUGCACUGUCCCGGAAGAGGUGGGCAUGGUGAAAGGCCAAAAGCUCUCCAGUACAGUUUUGGCCAGAUGGAACUGCCUCAGACGGGAGGACCGCGUGAAGAUCCUCUCUCAUGUGGACGCCACAUCUAAGGAGUUCCACCAGGACCCGAGUCUCAUGGUGAGCGGGUUGAUACACAUGAAGCACACGCUCGAGUACAAGAACGUGGGCACGGUCAUCCUCUCCCUGCCAUCCUUGACGAAAGAGGAACUGAUGGGCGCGGACAGGGCGGUGGUCCAGUGCGUGGACGCCACCAAGUCGGUCUACAGGCUGGUCUCCCCGGACGUGAUGCCCGACCGCUUCUUCCGCAGUGACGUUGCAACCAUCCUCCGCUCCCUGCCGAAACUUGUGGUGGAGAAGAUGGUGGCCGCAGUGGAGUCUGAGAACUCAGGGCUCCUUGAGGACGCGAUCCUUAAUGUCGGGGGCCACCUCCGCAGCAGAAUGGCGACUCUACGCCAGGAGGAAAUCCUCAAGAAGCAGGGCCAAGGGUUUGGAACAGCCACGGUGCCCAGGCCCUCGACUGCGCCCUUGCCUUACAUCUGCUCGGACCCUUACUGUGGGGGUAGGUUUGCUUCUGGUUUCAGGGUUCGUUGCGUUCUGUGCAACAAGACGGUGCUGCCUGUCAGGGAAGCCAAUCCUCUCGAGGCCCCGGCCCCGGAUGGAUCCUCCUGGCGCUUGGUGGAGGGUGCCAGGCAGAACACCUCGAAUAGUUUCAGGGAGGACUUCAAGUACAAGUUCGGCAGGCCCCAGACGGAAUAUGAGAGGAAGUUGCCGGGCCCUGCUCUCUCUGCUGCCAUCAACUCUGAAGGUCCGAUGGGGAAGGACUCCUCACCCGGUCCGGUUGCCUCAGGUGCCGACCUGGCUCAGAAGAUGGCGGACCAGGCUUCGAGGGGACUCCUUUUUGCCUCGGACUUAGAUUGCCCAAGGUUUGAUUCUCAGGAUGGCCCGGAGCAGAAGCCUCACGAAUGCGGAGUUGUCUUUAGCCCCGACAUGGCCAACGCCCGCAUCACCCUGGAGGACGCGGCCCACCAUUCUGAGGGUGCGGCCACCUUUGCCGAGGCGGUGAACCUGGAGAACAAGACCCACAGAGAGAAGGUCCUCAGGGCGGCUGCGGGGGCUGCCCUUGCAGUGCUCCAGUGUCAUUCGAAGCUUGUCGCCUGGGCCGCUUCCAAUGCUGCGGCUUCGGCUGCUUUCAAGAACCAGGGGGGGGACAUUUUCACCUGUUGCGAGAGAGAUGCACUCCCGCUCCUCCUUGUGGUCCAGAAGGGAGAAAUGGCCCACGUCUUGAAGGAGUAUGCGGAUGUACCCACGCAGGACACCACUCUCCUUGACCUGGUUCCGGGGGCGGAGGUCGCUAAGAACAUUUUCGAUCAUCUGGACUGCUCCUUCCCCCUGGGCCUCCUUCAGGCGCACGCUGACGGGAACCUCCUGGAUUUUGGGCAACAGGGGUGGGAGCACUUCGACAGCCCCUCGGGACCUGUUAUGGUGGAUGCCGCUGGUCGUGUCCUCUCUCUCUCUGAUGUUACCAAGGUGGAGGCGACGGCGGGGGGUAUCUUUGUGAUCUCCUACCUGGAUGGCACGUCUGUGGAUGCCAGCUUUGGACCUGGUGUCGAACCGGGCCCGGUCAAGGCAGAGGGGGACACCCCGGUUGCCUCAGGUGGCGAUGGGUGGACCCCGAAGCCGGAGCGGCCGCCCACGGACCGGGACAUCGCGAUGGAAAACUUCAAGAACUCAGAACAGGCGGCCAUGGAGGAGGGGACCGUGGACGCGGCGGAAGAGGUAGCCAAGACGGCACUCAUCCCGGGAAAAAGAGCGGUCGCAAACAUGGCUCUGAAACGGAACGCGGAGCAGCUCCAGGAGCAUUUUGUCUACACUCCGGUGGUCGAGCAGCCCAGCCUGUGGAGCAAGGAGCUGGUCGAUCUGAUAGAGCGCCACUCAGAAAAAUUCACGGGGGAACUCUCGAGUUUCCAAGAAAGGGACCCAGACGUGCUCGGCCGGAUCCAAUCCGAAGUGGUGGCGGUCCACAAACUCAUCCAGUCGAUACCCAAUGUCCCUGAGGACAUCGAGGGUGGAGACCUCAAGCACCAGUCCGAUGUUCAGCGGGUGGCAUCUUUCUUCAACCCGGCCCUCUUCGACAAGCCUUUCCCGGAGCUGCAGGGGACGAAGGCCCCGGAGACUCUGGAAGACCAGGUCCGGACCCUGAACGCCAUGUUGCAGAUGUGCAAGAAACAGUCCUACCUCACGGGGUGGAGGUGGGUGAGGCAACCGGGCUCGGUCACGCAGGUGGAGGCGGACCAAUGGUAUGCCGGCUGGACGGACCUCAGCCACACAGCCUUCACAUCUGCCAUGCAUGCAAUCCCGGAGAUGGUGGGGAACCUCCUCAACCCUAUGGUGGCUCUCUCCAAGCCGCUUGACCUACGCUUGAAGGCGAAGUCCUGGAUGGAGGCAAGAGGGUUUGGAGAACCUAAGUGCCCGGAGGACUACGCGAUUAUCCUCCGACGGAUGAGCUUCGAGGUCCAUUGUAUGAACUUCCCUCACAACCCCAGCUGGCUCAAGGACCUCCCGGAUGCUCCGGUCGUGGACUCCAAAGACAGGCUUCGGCUGCGGGCCGAGUAUGACCACAGAGUCACGCUGCCUAUCGAGUCCCUCGCGGUCGACCUCAAGUCGUUCUUUUCGGGCAAGCACAAGUGGGCAGUGGCCUUCCAGUACUACCGUUGCACUGGAGGGGCCUGGGUGAAGGCCCCGAACUUCGUGGACAAGCCCAACCAGAGGCACUGGAUCCACAUGGAAUGUGGCAUGGUCCUCCCGGCCCUGUCAGGCUUCGACUACACCAGGGUUGGCUCGAGCAAACGUACCAAGAACCGUUAUGCCUGCACCCUCUGCAGGACGGAAUGGGGCCGGGACUCUGUGGAUGGCAAAUGGCUCAAGGGCCACGAGAUGCACGGCUGGCUCCUUGAGAUUUUCGAUGGCGAAGUGGUUUUGCAGGCCAUUGUCACGGCCCCGCCGCAGGCAGAGCGCGAGAGGUGGAUCCAAGGGCGCAUGCUCUUCUGUCAGAAGUUCGAGGGCACGGCCCCGCUACUUGACGCGGCCCCUCACAAGAUGCCGGGACAGAAUCCCUUCCGCAUCCGCUUGGGCCCGGAAGCCUCCACACAGUUGUGGCGCCUUCUCGGAGCCCUCUUUGGAGGCUCUCCAGGAGAACUGGAGUCUGAUGUGGAGAUGAAGAUCGCGGCCCCCUAG
Messenger RNA from Symbiodinium sp. CCMP2592, 16122 nucleotides. Lineage: Eukaryota; Dinophyceae; Suessiales; Symbiodiniaceae. The record is from the annotation of a GenBank genome assembly.